CCAACAUAAUAUUUAAUUCGCAGCUCAUGAAGCGAUGACAGAAAAAGCAAGGUAGGAGCAGGUAAGAUUUAAUAGAACCAAUUAUUGGCAGUGGCUGAAAAAAAACAACAAAUGCCUAUCAUAUAUAUAUAUAUAUAUAUAUAUAUAUAUAUUUUUUUUUUUUAAAUUAUAGCUUAUGAAAUGAUAAAUCAUAAUUUAAAUUGAUGAGAUAAGUUUAAAAAUAAAUAUAUAUUAUAUAUAUAUAUAUAUAUAUAUAUAUUGCCAAAAUACCAGGCAAUGAUACCUUUUUAUUGGACUAACAUUAUAUAUAUAUAUAUAUAUAUAUAUAUAUAUAUAUAUAUAUAUAUAUAUAUAUAUAUAUAUAUAUAUAUAUAUAUAUAUGUGUGUCUGUGUGUGUGUAAUAAUAAUCAAUGAUAUAUCACAUCAUAUAUAAUCUAUGAUAUAUCGUAUUCUAUAUAAUCUAAGAUAUAUCAAUGAUAUAUUAUAUCUAUCUGUCUAUCUAUAUAAAUUCUAGGAUAACAAAUUAGAAGUUUCAUGAUCAGUAUAAACUUAGGGCAUUGAAUUCAUUUUGUAUUCUAAGUCAUGUAUUUUAUCAUAAUGUAUCAUUAUUAUGUAACACUAUAUCUAAGCAGUCAUCUGUUUUAGGUAUCUUGCUUGUUAACCAUAAAAAAAGAUGAAGACUGUGCUCUAUUUUUCCUUCUUGGCUUUCUGUACAACAUCCAAUUCCCAGAGUGAGUAUACAGUCUUUAUUUAAACUUAUGUAGAAACACUGCAACAAGACUACAAUGUAGAGAUUGUGUUCUAAUACACAGUCAGGGUUAUUCAUUAUAGUAAGAAUUGUCGUGAAGUUAUGCUUUGUAAAUUCAAAGUUAACUUCGAAUUUGAAGUCAAAAUAUCCAAACUGGAUGAUUUUUCCUAUUCAUCUGUGCCGAAAGCAUAUCUUUUUCAAAUUUGGCUAUUUUGGCCUCAAAUUUGAAAUUCACUUGGAAUUCUUACUAAUAAAUGUAGCCUAUUACGGUUAGUAUCUACCACAUCCACUUGAAGCUUGUGAUAUUGAAAGAGCAGUAGAAACCUGUAAUGGUCUUCCAGUGGAAGUAGUAGAGGCUACCUGUGAAAUAGUAAGGGUAUACAAUACACAGAACUGCCUUCCAGUGGAUGAGGUAAAGGCUAAUAAUGAUAUAGGAAGGGUAUAGUAGAUAAAUGCAAUACCCUUCCUGUGGAAGUGGUAGAGGCUAACAGUGAAUGUAUGUGCUGCCUGUGUAUAGAAUACAUGUGAUGUACACAUUAUGCAUAUGGCAUGUAUGUGAUUUACACAGGAUAACAAAUCAGGGAGCUAUCUACUAAACAGCGGAAAGUUUGAAAUGAAGAAAAGCCAUUUUUUUUUAUUUUUUAUCUUUCUGGCAGGUGUUUAGUAGAUAGCUCCAUAAUGAUACCUUUGCAAUUUUAAACUCACCAAAAUAAGGAGUUAUCUACUAAUCAGCUGAAUGGUAAAUAUUAAGAAAGAAAAAUACAUUUCUUCUUUUGCAAUUCCAUUUGCUUAGUAUUUUUACUUAUAGCAAUCCCAUGUAAGGAUACCACAUUACAUAGCUAUCUACUACGUAACUGAAAGAGCAAAAAUAAUAAAAUAUACCUUUUAUUAAAGGGACACUAUAGGCACCUAGACCACUUCAGUUCAGUUAAGUGGUCUAUAUACAGUGUCCCUAUUGCACUUAAUCUAACACAUUUUUAGAGAAACUGUUUACAAAUGUGAAUACAUAUUUACAUUGCAGCACUAAGACAGCCUCUAGUGGUUGUCUAUCAGACCAACACUUUAGGCGCUUCCUUAAUGUUACCAGACUUUUGGUCCGCUAACUGAUGCUGGAUGUCCACUAUUUCCUCAUAGGAAAGCAUUGAUUCAAUGCUCUCCUAUGUGGAUGGCCUUAAUGCGCGCUAGCGCAGUAUUUGCCUCCCAUGCGUAUUCGCGCCCCUUUAUCAACUGAUAUGGAGGAGGCAGACCUGCAACCCAGUGCCGAUGUUCCUCAGUAUCAGGAAAAUUAAUAAAGGGUUUUUAACCCUUAAUUCACCUUGGUGGGGGGUGGAGGAGGGGGGCUCAACGGAGGGGGGAGGCAGAGGGAGCGAUAGUGCCAACAAUACAGACUUGUUUGCUACGAAUACAAAUGUUUUUUAUUUCAGUUGCUUAGUAGAUAAGUCUCUAAUUUGGUACUCUUAAUUAUUGCAAUCACACAUAAGGAUAAGGAAGCUAUUUAAUAAACAUUUCAAAAAUACAAAUUAAGAUAAAAACCCUUUUCUUGAUUGUACUGUUUCAGUUGCUAUGAGUAGAUGUGAAGUCCCAAAUUAGGGAGCUGCCUACUAAACAACUAAAAAAGGAAAAAUAAGAAAAAAUGUCCUCUUCUUAAAGGAACACUUUAGUGUCAGGAAUAGAAACAUGUAUUUCUGACACUAUGGGUCUAAAUAGCUGUUUAGGCCCCCUCUCCCUUAAAGGACCACUCUAGGCACCCAGACCACUUCAGCUUAAUGAGGUGGUUUGGGUGCCAGGUCCAGCUAGGUUUAACCCAUUUUUUUCAUAAACAUAGCAGUUUCAGAGAAACUGCUAUGUUUAUCAAUGGGUUAAGCCUUCCCCUAUUUCCUCUAGUGGCUGUCUCAUUGACAGCCACUAGAGGUGCUUGCGUGCUUCUCACUGUGAUUUUCACAGUGAGAGCACGCCAGCGUCCAUAGGAAAGCAUUAUGAAUGCUUUCCUAUGUGACCGGCUGAAUGCGUGCGCAGCUGUUGCCGCGCGAUGGGGAGGAGAAGAGGAGGAUCAGAGGAGGAGAGCUCUCCGCCCAGCACUGGAAAAAGGUAAGUUUUUACCCCUUUCCCCCUUCCAGAGUCCGGCGGGAGGGGGACCCUGAGGGUGGGGGCACCCUCAGGGCACUAUAGUGUCAGGAAAACGAGUAUGUUUUCCUGGCACUAUAGUGGUCCUUUAACUUCAGUUAAAACAGUGAUUUACUAACCUUUUUCCAGCUCCCUACGGUAUCAGUCAUGGCUGCCCCCACACACUCCAUCUCCUUUACUGAGAUCAUCAAACUUGAUGAUCUCAGCCAACCCAAUGCUUUCACAUAGGAAAGCAUCGGGAGCCGAUCGCGCAUGCGCUGCAAAAGACUGCUCUGCGUCAAUUAGCAUCUUCUCAUAGAGCACAGACAAUAGUGUCCCUUUAAUUUUGCUUUUUUAGUUGUUUAAUAUAUAUGUCCUUAAUUUGCUAUUCUUUGAAAACAAAUGGAUCAAAAAUCAUUGAGUCAAUUUUUUGUUUUUGGUUUGUUUUUGUGUAGGAAUUCGGAAAUUUCGGAUACUUCUGAAUUAGUCCAAAUUUGGACGAAAUUCAAUUUGGAACUAAACAAAAGUUUUACUAUAGUAGAGGCUUUGAUUUUUACAUUUUUGGUAUGCUUAGCAAAAACGGACUACAGUCAAGUUAAAGUUACAGCAAAGUUCAUUAGACUUUUUCAAGGGUUGGAGAAGCAGUUUAAAUACAUUAACUUGAAAACAUUUGCACCUUUUUACUUGAACACAUAAACAAAUUACAGAAGGGCACUCAGGAAGUAAAUGAAUAUAAAUAAGUAUAAUUUGCAAUUAAUAUUGAAUUAUGUUAACAUAAUUUAAUCUUUUUCUUUGCUUUUCUUCUGAACAGCAUUCCAGUCAUGUGAGUAUAAUUUUUAUACUAUUAUUUGUGAAGGGAGGGUAGAAGCUAAUGGUCUGGCACACAAAAUUGUAUUUGUACAGUUACAUUUAAUGUCUAAUCCCUGCUGUGAUUGUAUUUUAUAUCUAAUAUAAUUUAUUACCUUACAGCAACGUGUUCACAAGCGCUAAGUGGCACUGAAGUAAAACCAAACUACAAUAUAGCUGAAAGAAGCAAUAAAGAUGGUCAAACACAAAAACCUAGUUAGAGCAGAUGAGUAUAUAUUGUAGCUAGGAAAACAAUAAAGAUAUGCAUUUUGUAAAAUUGUUUGAAUAAUUAUCUAAAUUGAUUAUGCAAUCCAAUAUGGCCACCAGUCCACAUGACAUGUUGAGAUGGCAGAGCAAACUGUUGAUAUUUAUAAUGUCACCGAUUUGAAACACCUUCUAUCAAGCUGUUUUGAUUUUGUAGUCAUUUUAAUAGUUAAUUUCCACAUUUGUGACUUUCAAAAUAGCAGCCUAAUAACAUGAAUGAUUAAACAGCAGAUUUGGGCAAGCGUACAUUCACAGUAGACCUCUAUAAUUUGACAACAUUUUAUGAAAUUGUAUUUUUUAUUUUUUUUAAACUCAAAAUUACUGCUGGUCUUUGUGACCUUUAUGACACUUAAGUUAUUGAAAAAUCAUAUGUUUAACAAGUGGUAUUGCAAUUUAAAAUACCUCCCAACUGUCCAAGGGUGGAGCUGUUUUUAGAAAUUUUAGAUAACUUACUGAUAAAAAUGUAUGCAACUAAAAUGCAAGUUAGAACAAGGACAAUGUAUAGUAUUUACUCACUUAUUUCUAAACACAUUAAUGUAAUUUAAAGACUAAUUACAGUGAGUAUCAUUGCUGUGGAACUCUGUUACACGAUGACCCAACCAGUACUGUAAUAGAGCUGGACUCCAAAUGGUUACUAAGUGUGAAGGAAGAGAAAGGGUUAAGAUAAAAGGUCAGAAACACUAACCAUUCAAAUUAAUAAAAUUUGCCGUAAAAAUUGUGCAGUAAGUUGUCAAUUCGCCAUGGUCUUCCAUUAAAUGAAUUAACUCCAACAUGUAUACUAUCUAGGCAGUGUCCUGUUCUUGUCUUUUCAAAUGUUUCAGUUUUCUACUAGGGUUUUGAGGGCUUUCCAAUUGGCUUAUUCAAUAUGUUUUUAUGAAAAUAUUUACAUGUUACAGUGGAAACAAAUGAUUAGUGAUUUGCAUAUAUGAAUACUGUAUUAAUAAGGAACAUGUAUAUAAAAUAGAAAGUGUGCUAAAUAAAACAUAUAUUUGAGUAGAAAGCAGACAGGUGGAAGGAAAGAAAAAAGAAAACAGCUUUCUGUUAGCCUGUGCAGAAAUGUACCUAGCUUACAUUACACCGAGGUGGAAAUUGAUCGACCCAAAUUUAGUUAGGGGCAUUGCACACACAUACUGACAUUCAUAUACACACACAUUUAGAUACAUACAGAUUAAUAUUCACACAUUCUUACAUUCCUAUACACAGCACACAUGAAUACAUAUACACAGACACAAACAUUGAUAUAUAUAUAUACACACAGACUCACAAACAUACACUGACACAAAAUGAGGCUCAUGCAUACAUAAAGACUACCACACACACACAUUCAUACACACACUUUUACAAAUGCACUCAUAUACACACACAUGUAUUACAUGAACACACAUUCAUGUACUUACACCAACUCAAAAACACAGACAUUCAUAUACACACUCAUAAUUACAACCACACACACAUUUUAUUUUUUUUAAAAAUAAACAAUAAAACAAAUGUAUAUAAAUCUUUAACAAUGAGGUCCACCCAGUCUCCCUGUUCCUAUCUUGACAGAACUAACUGUCUAGAAAACUCUCUUUGCUAGAAAACUCUCUCUGCAUUCAAUUAAUAUAUUUGUGUACGGAUUAUGGAAGGGGGCGUACACUUAAAUAGAGAGUUAUUUUUUAAAAUGAGAGUCGGUUGAGGUGUGCCGAAACCGACGAGAGGUUAGGCCUGUAAAAAAGAGGGCCAAAAAGUAAGUAAACAUAAUUUAUUUAUUACAACACCAUUAUUUAGACAUAUUAUAAAAUGCGAGUCUGAUUUCUUUCUCUGGGUUUGGAAUGUACUGGUUAUACGCUGAGGAUUUCCAACGGCCCAUUUUCUUUAUGAUAUGUGUUGGUACUUGACUACUUGAGGCUGCUGUGGCCGCUCUGAUGCAGAAUGAGUGUCCCGUGAAGGAAUUUGGAUUGAGGCCUAGUCUAAGGAGUAAAGCACGGAUGUAUAGCAUGAAUUGUAUAGUAGUGAGGGGCUUACCUUGUAGGGACAACAGAGGCAAAUCUGGAUUUUUAAUCUGUUGAUUUAGUAUGAAAUUAUCCAGCACUUGUACUGGGCACCAUGUGGAACCGGUAGGAAAGUAUUUUAUGUCUACUGGGGGGCCUGAUUGGUUAGUUUUUGUGCGGGGAAUUGAUAGUAUGAAAUGAUCAUUUACUUUAGUUAAGUUCUUUUGUUUAAGACAAUUUUUUGUGUCGGAUAUUUUUUCCACUGAGAAUUCUUUAGGUCUGAGAAUCCGAAAAAGGCUAGAUAUGCUACUGCCUUAAUUACUUUUGGAGCCGAAGGUCAGCCUGGUUGCAAAAUAGUAUUUCUCUUCCCACUUAACACCAUGUAGAUGCCAGAGUGACUGCUUAAUUGGUAGGAGUUUGAAAGCGUUUGAAAUAUCUGUUUUGCUCAACCAGGCAGCCUCGCCCAUGUUGACGACAGCUUGUAUGGCAUCGUCUAUUUUUGCGUAUUGCAGUGAAAAUUCUUCUGAAGGUAUGAGAGAAUUUAAGCUUGGGGAAGUGUGAGGUGCUGAAAAAUCGAUUAUUAACCUCUUUUUAUUGUUAAACUUGCCCGUGGCUAUACCAAGUGGACUUGUUCUCCAGGAGGUGAAGGGUGGAGUAGUAAAGGGUCCUAUCAUAAAAUCAUACUCUAUUUCUUUGUUGAGAAGAUCUGUUAAACUGAUUGUAGGUUGGGGCAUUCUAGUAUGCCUGAAGGGAGUGCUACCAAACCUGUGUGAAAGCCUGCUACCAGAAAGUCCGCCAAGUGAGAAGAAGGAUGUUCAGUCAAGUAACGUUGUAAAUUGGUUACAUUUAUUGGGGUCAUUGCUUUCUUAGGGAACAGUUUGUUUGGACACAUAGUUUUUGCAUGUGCUCUGAAACAGAUCGAGCAAACAUGAAGUAAUCUACAAGCGCUGUAACUACAUUCUCCCGCGUUAAAGUUGUUACAAACUUGAGCUUUCCCGAGAAAUACUAUAGGUCUCCCUAACUUAUCUUUCAUUUCCCUUUGAUUAGGGAAAUAGUCUGGACUGGUAUUGCUAGUAGACGGGCCACCUAUGUUACUCGGACAAAAGUUUGCCGUAUGAGAUGCUGAGGCACAUAUUGCACAUGCUGGUGUUUUAAGCCCUGCAAAAUAUCUACAGAAUAAUUCUGUAUCUAAUUGACUCCAAUCGGUGGGAGUGUUGAAUUGGGCCAAUGAUGCAGCUGACUUAGCAGAAAAGGACUUAUGGUAGUCGUAGAAUGCGUAACCUCCGUAUUUAUAAGCUAAUUCCACCAGUUUGUGCAGAUAUAGAUCCAGCUCUUCUCUACGGUGUGGGAAAGCAGUGCAAAUUACAUCUCUAUAUAAGCCAAAAGCUAACACAAACUCAGGAAUAUUUAGUUUUUUGUUGAGCCUAGGAUCUCUAGCUUUCAUUACCACGGAUAUAUCGUCAAAAGUAUAGGCUCUGUUUUCGAUUAUAUCCUGUGAGGCAAUGAGGAGAGAAGCUAGAUUAACAUCUUUCCCUUUCUAGUAUAUCUCUUUUUAAAUUUUGUGGUAUCAAAUGUACUGGGUUGAUUAUAUUAGAUGUUUUAGCAGGAAAUGGAUUGCAGUUACCUCCUGAACUUGUCUCGGGUUGUUCUAGUGGGAUUUGUACUUCCAGAAUGCUAGCUUGACUAGUGGCUUCCAGGCUAUCUAAUCUGUUAUUUAUGGUAGCAACUGAAGCCACCAGGGAGGUCAUCAUAUUUCGUAAUGCUGUCAAACUAUUUUGGAUCGUAGAAUCGGAACUAGGGCCUGGUAACUCAUCAAUGUUUUGAGAGUUUAAUAAGCGGAAAAGUUCAGCUUUUCUGGCUGUAGCCGGAAAUGGAAUGUUUCUCCUAUUCAGUUCGGCUGUGAUUUUUGGAACAGUCCAGGAUCUGUAGUUGGACAUCGUACUGGAUUGUCUUGGUUGAGUGCCAGGUCUGGAGGGAGUGCUGGCAAGUGAUAAGUCUUCUUCUUGAACUGAAUUGUUAGACAUGCUAUGGGCAUGAAAGGAGAUGUUGUUAGAACAUUUUUUUUUUUUUGCCCGAGUGUGAGCGAGUGUGCUGGUUGACUAGCUAGUGCCGCUCUGUGGCGAAGCAAUUACACUAGGUUGGUGACUGGUGAGGCCCUACUAAGUGCCAAGUGGCUUGAGAGGCUCUAUCUAUGAGUUGGCGCAAGGGAAUUUCGUGGCCACCGAACGUUGUGGCGAGGUGUUGGCCUCUCGAUGAGUAGUAAUCAUAAGAUAGAAUGGGAGUGACAGGUGAGGCCCUCUCUAUGCCACGUGCGAGGCGGCUACCUAUGAAUUGGCCCGAGGGACGUAGUACCUCUGAAUUGAGGAUGGGUGUUGGCCUCUCGAGACCACUACUUUAAGGCAAGAGAGCCGGGAUGAGAUUUACCGCUAUUGGGUUCCUAAGACCUUAACAGCCAGCCACCUAAACUACGAGGGACGAUACGUACGUAAAUGAAACAAAAAUGAAAACAAUUUAAUCGUUUGUUAUCCUUACCUGUAUGUGAACUUGAACACGUACUUGAGAAGCACUAAAGAGUUUAUUUGCGAAGAUGUUUGGUCGGGUGGUUUUUUACCCAAGCUGAAUCCCCUAUUGCAAAAAGAUGGGAGGAGUAAUAGAGUAAAGUAAGCGAAAUUCAGUAGCAGACUUUUUUUUAUUUUAUUUUUUUUGAGGAAAUUUACCAACCGGACCGUAAACGUGUAAACCUGCGUAAUUGGUAGUACCGAAUGUCGAAAUGAAUUCCUAGAAAGGAAAGAAGUGUUUUCUAAAAUUAAAUGAACAGCGUGCGUGAUACGAAUUCGUAGGAAGGUGAAUGACUGGUUAACUGUAUGACCGAAUUAAUGAGCAUCCGAACCGUGCACUGAGUAAUGCCAGGGUACCGUCUUCCCUGAUGUGGUACGAGUGUCAGCUACUGUAUUGAUUCUUUUGGACUAAUUUAGUAUUUGCUGUCAGAUGAAUUGCUAAUAGUUUAUUGACAUCAAUAAAACAUCUAUGUAAUAUUUCUGAGGACUGUGAAACGAUACAUAUGAACAGGUUUGAACAGUUGUACAGUUUAAUAAAUGCCUGAUGCAUGGUACAUGAGGUUGAAUUUUUUGGUGACUUGUUAUUUUUUUUUUUUUUUAUAUAAAGUGAACUUGUGUGAACAGGCUGACACAGUUACAGUUACUGUUAGAAUGUGGUCUGUUUUACCAUGUAAAAUGUAAAUGUAAAUAUGUUCCUUGCCAUGUUAAGAAUACAAUUCUUUGCCCAGGUCAUCAGAUGAGAAAUUUAAUUCAAUGAAUGCAGAGAAAUAAAUACUGAAUGCUUGUAACAUUAAAAAUGACAGUCUCGCCGAUAUUUGUUGAAUUAAAUUUGCAUACUGUAUACAAACGAAUAUACCGAUUUAAGAAAGCUGCUAAAGAACGAUCGGGCAAACCCCCCUGUCAAAUUUCCAUGCGAAUGAAAGUUGUGCUAAUGAAUUGUAUGUGAAAUGAAAAGAGAGAAUGGACUUACAGUUUGCGUGGGAAACUGCAGAAUGGAGCCGUUCGUGUGAAAAUACUCACUGAGCUAGGCGUUGUGAGUUCCUGAGCGUUCUUUCCGAGCAUCACGGGAAAUUGACAUCAGAGGUCUGCGUGUACCGGAACUGAGGAGAAUUUCCGGAAUCGUCGAAGAAAGGUAAGCCUGGGUUUAUUGGGUUUAUAUAGGCCUAAAUCCCUCCCACAACUACAGGCAUACGCCUUCUAUAUAUAUUAUGAUUUAUUCCAUCUCAGCGCCCAAGGUUGGAGGACAUGUUUCUUACGACCAAGACCACUAUUAAGGCUUGGAAUAUACUAGAUCGAAAAAUUCACCCUUCUGCUGUCUGGUCUAGAGCCACUCCUCUGUCAGUAUUAAAACUAGUUAUGCCUGUAUUAGACGUAGAAUAUCGGUCCUCUCAUUCAAUUCAUUGUAUUCAUGAUUUUUUCUUAUCCUCUAUCUUUAACAUUUGAACAACUACAAAUGAAAUUCCACUUAAGUGUUUCUGAUGCCCCUGCACAUGCAAAUUUGGUUCAAAAAAUUUGCAAGCAUUUUGGGAUUUCUGACCAGGACCUGAAUGCUAGAAAAUUGGAAAUGUCAAAUUUAUAAAAGAUUUAUAUUUCAGAAAAACAGAAAAGAGGGCGUAUACCGCGCCUAGUAAUUUAUAUAUGCAGAAAAUACAUACAUGUAUCCUUGGAUAUUCCAAUUAAUCGUAACCUCGGAAAAGAAUUAAGAUAAAAAAUAAUAGUGCAAUACAGUAAAUUUUAUCUUAAAAAUAGGUAGUUUAUGGCUAUGUACAGUCCACUCACAUUUGGAUGAGCUAUAACAGAGCUCUGCUGUGAAGCGCUUGGACGGUACAAUCCCCGUCUUUGGAUUUGUAGUAGUUGCCACGGAUGUUUUCAAAGUGCAAUGUGCGUAGUUGAUAUAAAAGAAAGAUAGCAGCAAUAUGGUGAAGUAAGUACCAAUAAUAUAAUGGAUGGUAAAUAGUAUUGUACUUACACUUUCUAGAGCAUGUGACCUGCUCUGGUAUAAACAGCUUAGGUGGUAUAAUCCCCACCAAGGAUAUACAGGAUCCAGGAAAUAAAAAAUAGUAAAUAUAGGGGCGGAGCCUAGCUUCCUAGCAGAGUGGACGUGCUGCACAAUAGCUCCUGCAAGCCAGCCACUAAAACGGGGGAUAUACCCCAAAUCAUCGCGCCCACACCGCUGGGAGUGUGACUACAGAGUGGGGGAGACCCAGGAAAACGUUUUAAUACUAAUCUUGUACCCGCAACUCACCGGGUCCCCACGAUUCCAACCUGAGGCCUAGCUGCGACCGAGCCAGGGAGAGGCGGCCGCUCUCCUGGUUGGUAACCUCGCAGAUGGAAACCUCACCGUACUCACCUCUAACCCCCCCCCUCUGGACCGGCGGGGGUUAUCCCGGUCCUCGCUGGGUGGCACAGGCAGCUGGCCAAUACUACCUCCCAACGCCAUGAGACAGCAAGGUACAUCCAAGAUGGCGGAGGAUGGCGGCUGGCACAAGCGAUCGCAAACCCUAUGCACCAAACAUCCCCAACACAGCCUGCAGCGCCUGGACACUCACCUCAGCCAACACGGGGCUAAACAACAAACCGAACAACUAGCAGCCCAGAUGCCGCGGUAUGCAGAAGCCCACACGGGUGAAAGAUGCAGAAAGCACAGGGGGACCGCGACAACGGCUUACCGUGACCUGCUGGAAGGCACACGCGACUACCCCACAGAGGGAGUUGGCUGACGACAUCGCGGCAUGGCAGGGCUUGCGGCCACCGCUGGAACUGUGAUUCUAAGCGAGCAGACGGCCACACACUGAGCCCUCCAAACCAGAGUGAACUCUUUAUACCUUAUCCUGAAGCACAUGCUUAAUAGUUAUACUCUGCAUCUGAAUCUGGUACUUUCCUUUUUGAGCCAUACCAUGCAUAGCUGCAUUAUAUCUGCACCCAGUGAUACCGUAACCCAGCUUUAAAUCACUAAUUUGUCAAACCUACUUUAUCAAUAUGCUGACACUGCCAGUUUCAUAGCAUGUUGUACAACAUAUACCUAAAGCUUGGCUAGUCUAAUGUUAAUCUGUUACUCCACUCUAUGCUUAACCCUCUUGUAGAAUGUCUCUUCCUAAAUGUGUGUAUAAAGCCAUAAACUACCUGUUUUUAAGAUAAAAUUUACUGUAUUGCACUAUUAUUUUUUAUCUUAAUUCUUUUCCGAGGUUACGAUUAAUUGGAAUAUCCAAGGAUACAUGUAUGUAUUUUCUGCAUAUAUAAAUUACUAGGGGCGGUAUACGCCCUCUUUUCUGUUUUUCUGAAAUAUAAACCUUUUAUAAAUUUGACAUCUCCAAUUUUCUAACAUUCACUAUUUUAAAAGUAUACUUUAAUGUAAACAAACAAAAUAAUAACAUUCACAAUAGCAUUCACUAUUAUUUUUUAUCUUAAUUCUUUUCCGAGGUUACGAUUAAUUGGAAUAUCCAAGGAUACAUGUAUGUAUUUUCUGCAUAUAUAAAUUACUAGGCGCAGUAUACGCCCUCUUUUCUGUUUUUCUAUUACUCACUCACAAGGUUGGAGAAUCCUUGUUUUGUAUACUGCUGCCUGAUCACUAUAGCGAGCGCCUAUUAUUUUCCUUUUUCUAACGUUUAUAUUUCAGACCCUGGCUGGAAACUAACCAUCUCCAUGUGUUAUGCCUUUUUUUGCAGGAGAAGUAGGCAUGAAAUUGCCAUACAUGACAAAGUGGGAUAGGGUUCUAGGUGAGGUAUUCACAGUGGAGGAAUGGCAUGAAUCAUUACUUGCAUUGAAAAGCCUUACACAUUGCAUUACCCACUUAGAAUCUCAUUUAAAACUAAUUUAUCACUGGUACUUCUCCCCAUUUAAAAUGUUCCGACUACACCUCUCCACAUCUAACUUAUGUUGUAAAGGCUGUGGACAGACAGGUACUGUGGCAAACCUAGCUACUUGUGGGUUGCUGAACUAUAUGUACAAAAGGUUGUCUGCAAUAACCGCUGGAUUAUAUAUUGUAUUAUUGGUCUGUACUGCUAUGUGUAGAGCGUUCGUAUGCUAGCAGCCAAAAGCUGCUAGCAUUCAUGUAUUUCGUUUCACGAACAGAGACUUUACCGGCUGUUCGUGAAACGAAUGAGCUACCCCCCAGUAGCCCACACAGAGAGGGACGUGUGGCACUCAUUAACCGAUUGCAACAUUGCUGCAAUCGGUAGUUAAAGGCUUUCCUAGGUGGCCGUCGUUCGGCUACCGACCACGUGGCGGUCGACCAUCUUGGAUCCUUUGUUUCACCACCGGUGUUUGGUCAUCGAGCGCGUGGAACAGAAAUCGGCUACUCAACGGCGUGAACACCGCUGGGCUUCCAGGCCGUUUGGGAGCUCCGGUCUUUUACUAUUGUGGUUCCCCAUCGGUGUUCGGUACUUUUAGGCGAACACAAUGUUAAAGUGUAUUUCGUGCGGCAUUCGGUUGUUUAAGCUGGCAUCUGAGCGGUAUUCUCACGAAAUGUGCACUCAGACCCCAGCUAUCUACCGAACGUCCAUUCGCCUAAAUAACAUGAAUAUUAGCAAAGUUAUGGAUUUUCAUGUAAAAUGUCGGUUCUGCUGCACGGAGGGAUAAUCCACUUAACGGUAUAUUCCAGUGGGAGUAUCCCUCUCGUCCAGCAGUGCCUGAUGGGAUAAAUGUCCAAAUUUUUAAGUCCCCCAUGUAGUCCCCUGCAAUGUCAGUAGGGAAUCCCCUUGCAUGGGGACUUGCAUGAAUACUGUGACCUCUGAAUAAAAACCUCAGUUGACUCCCAGAACUGUGUUUCGUCCGGUUACUGGGGGAUUUGGGAUAUUGCCUUACUUUUCAGCACUUGACUGUGGAUUACCUUCUGUACCAGCAAAGAUCGUGAAAUUUAAUAUUGCAGCUCCGCUACAGGUACUUUAUACCAUAUUUUCUGGUUAUGCUCAAAACUAUCCAACUAUUGGCAACAAAUAUUAGAAAUGAUCAUAUCUAUCAGUUCCCUGUUGAUUUAUCUCCUGGAUUAUGCUUACUUAAACGCCUCCCUGAAGAUUUAUCAAAACACAAAACAAUAAUGUUAGGCCACCUCCUUAUCUCGGCUACAUCAGUUAUUCAUAGAAAUUGGAAAUCUGUUACAAUUCCCUAUGUCAAAGACGUCCUACUGUUUUUAUUUUAAAUUAAAAGAUGCAAACUUGCUCUCCAAGUACCAUCGGCUACCAACGUACUCCUCAGACAUGACUGGUCUGAGUGGGAGAAGGCAAUGAGGAGUAAGUACAAGCUUGAUGAUGUUUCCACCUGACCGAAAACUGUUCUAUCACUUAUGUUUGACUUAUUAUUUAUCGUAUUUGUCAUUUUACAUACAAUAUCUAUACAAAUAUAUGACUUUUUUUUUCUUCCACUCUCUACUUUAAUGUUUUCAUAUCAUACUAUGGAUGUGCAAUGUAUUCAUUUUUCCCCAGUUAUUAAUUUAAUUUCUUAUGUUUUUCUUAAUUUAUGAUCUUCGUGCUGUUACUCAUAGUACUGAUAAGGAAAGCAUAACAAAGAUCAUUGCUAUUAUGUCACUGUCCAUGUACCAUAAUGUUUAAUAUUAUUGACUGUUAAAAAGUUGAUAAAAAUUUACAAUUAUUAUUUUUAUUAUUAUUAUUUAAAACAAUAAAAAAAAAUGUGAAAAUAAUUGACAUUACCUAUCUCCAUUAAUUACAACAUGUUUCCAUCUUUCAUGUCUGCCUUCCUUUUUUGAUAUUUUUACAUCUCUUGUAAUCUCAGUAAGUAGUACAGAAAUUAAAAGAUAAUUUAGAUAAUAUUAUUUUUCUUUUUUCAUAGAUGCCAAGUUAUGCUCAGACUGCCAUGCAACAGCUAGUGUAUGUACCAAGAAGACAGGCUACGUCAUAUGCACCUGUAUCGCAGGAUAUAUUGGCAAUGGGGUGAACUGCACUGCAAUUUCCUCCUGUGGUACACAAAACUGCUGUCCCUCAGGCUAUUAUUGGGAUAACAGAAUUAGCUUUAAAGUCUGCACAGAUAUUAAUGAAUGUAAUGACAAUACACUAAAUAAGUGUGUCCCAUCAUCCACCUGUAAAAACAUGAAUGGUUUCUAUUUAUGUAUCAGUAAUAGAUCCACCAACUGUACUACUAGUCCUUGUCCCUAUGACCAGGACUGUUUGAGUGUUGCUGGAAAUGUUCAAUGUGCUGAUCCUUGUUUUUACUACCAAACUCUGAAUGGAACUAGUAGAUUAUCCACUAUUGACUCCACUGGAGUAUUCUCCACAGACCGGUACAACAUUGGUUGGUUUCGUUUCACUGGGAGUGCUGGUUUAAGAAUGCAAGAGGAAUGUGCUGGGACUUUGAAAUGUGGCUCCCUUACACCUUUCUCUUUAAAUGGCACACAUCCUACCAUCGGAGAAGGAAUAAAGAUUGUUCCACUGCAAAUCAAUUCAUUAUCAGGCUGUUUGACUGGAGCAAACAUCACAAUAAAAGCUUGCCCUGAUAAUUUCUAUAUCUACAAGUUUAGUGGGAUGCUACAGUCUGAUGUUUAUUGCACAGGUGGGUAGAAUUACCUUAAAUGUAUUGCACUUUCAAAUUAUGUAAUCACUUAUAUUAUCUUGGUCUAUCUUUCAUUAGCCGUAAGAUUAUUUUAGUCAAUCUAACGUUAAAUAUCGCAGGUAAACUUAGCCCUUACUGGUACAGGAACAGUUCUUAAAUUACAGCCGUUCUAACCUCACAGGAAGUCACAGUGGAUAUGUCUCUUUACUAAACAAUGCAUUUUGUAUGGACAGUAGAAUAUAUUUUAAAAACACUCUAUUGAACGAAAAUAUAUGUAUGUUUAAACAUAUGCAUUUCUGAAAAUAUUAUUUUUGCAUUAGUACAAACAUAUUUUUGCAUAUAUUAGCUCAUGAUCCUGACCAAUAGCUUAAUAAUCCUCAAAUAUUGUUAUGCCUAUGUCAUAAAGGAAGAUGUGUGGCUGAACUACAACUAUACUUAUACGUAUAUAACAAAUAAGUCUCAAAUAGAUGCAUUCAGUUAAAAGAGUGAUUACUAAUUUAAAUUUAAAAAUACGUAUUCCUAUGAAAGUGACUAGGAUUUUCAAAACUAUAACAUGGAAAUGAUAAAAUGAAAAUGGAGAUUUAAAUUCAUUUCUUUAGUAUAAAUCCAGUUUCUAUGUUGGUGUUACAUAUCCUUCCUAGAUGUGUAUCAGAUAAUUCUGGUUGACUCUGUACAAUAUAAAGUAAUGCAAAAAGUAGUUUACUAUUAGUAAAAUAGUUCUAUUUUUUGCCCUCUCAUGUUAAUAUAUUUUUUCUCUCUUUUCUCUUUUCUAUUAGAUCCACAAUUUACUGCAUCUUCAAUCAUUCCAACCAUGGUCACCACUAAAGCACAAACUACAACCACAACCACAACCACUACAACUCAACCUACAACAAUAUUGACCACCACUCCAGCCACCACCACCACCACUACUCUAACAACUGCCAUCCCAACUGCUGUCACCACAACUUCACCUACAACCAUUUCACCCACCACAACCCUAGCUAUGUCUACCAAAAUCAUACCCACAUCAACCACUGUGCCAACUACAAUUACCACCUAUGCUGCAACUUCAACCUCUCCAAACACAACUGCACAAAUCUCUGCAUCCAUUAGCCCAACACCAUCACCAAUACCUGAGAAAAAUAUUACAGUUACCAGUGUGAAAAGCAUAAACAUAGUGAGUGUCACAACAUCAACUAAACUAGAGAAUGACAUAGAGGUAUCUAGCUUAGAAAUCAACAAGACCACUGCAAUAUUAAUUGAAGUUCAAACUAUCACUGCCAGCACUAUCAGAACCAAAACCAGCAACUCUAUUUCAUAUUCAUCACUAUUAAUCAUGGUCGGGGAUGGUGAACCUGUAACAUUAACUGACACACCAUCGUUACAGAUUACUGAUAAUGAAACUGUGUCUGACAAUUUGGAAAACUUUCAGUUUAGCCUUUAUAAUGGCAAGCCUAUUGAAAUUCACACUCUUACUGAUACAUUCAGUGUUCCUGGAGAUGGUUUUACCACCACAACCACAGUAACCACUACUUCAACAGAAGAGGUCAUUGUUGUAGGUCCACCACUACUUCCAAGCCCUUCUUCUAACACAGUGUCAUUCUCUGCAACUGGAUCUGCAACAAAUGUUCCUAAAGUAUAAACAACAUGAUCUGGAUCUUAUUAAGCCCUAAAAAUAAGCACAUGUAACUUGUUGGUAUCCAAUCAACAUGUGUGUGCUCUUAAUUCCUGCUAUAACCACUCUAAGUCUAUGGUCAAGUCUCUUGAACUUCAAUAGUAGUAGCUUUAGUCUUCAUAAUAUUUUCUAAUUUAUUAAUAAGUAGGUGGCUGUGAGUUCUGUAGGGACCAUUUUUGAUUAGUAGUAAAACAACCUCUCAGUUCUCUGCUAUGUAUAUUGACAUUAUUAAACUGGUCAUCCUACUGUCAUUUUAUAACACAUGAUAAUGGACUAAAAUGUAAUAAAUAAAGCAUGCAAUUCAAAUUCA
Molecule: messenger RNA, 16957 nt
Organism: Pelobates cultripes (western spadefoot toad)
Lineage: Eukaryota; Metazoa; Chordata; Amphibia; Anura; Pelobatidae
Source: the annotation of a GenBank genome assembly